Ixodes scapularis (black-legged tick) is the source of this 924-nucleotide messenger RNA. RefSeq lists its product as uncharacterized. Gene Ontology annotation, molecular function: RNA-DNA hybrid ribonuclease activity; nucleic acid binding. The coding region runs from base 1 to 924 and encodes 307 amino acids. The record is from RefSeq and is a predicted model, not a curated record. The transcript has a single exon. Lineage: Eukaryota; Metazoa; Arthropoda; Arachnida; Ixodida; Ixodidae.
AUGAAUAUCGCGCAGAUGGGUCCGAAAAGAGUAACACCAGCGACAGUAGCGUAUCAACACACAUCACAGCACAUCGAAGAAUUCUACUACGGAUGGACACGGACAUUCACAGAUGGGUCAGUGAAAGCACAGCGAAGAACAGCUACGGCUGCGGCGAUCUCGGAAGGACACAGCAGAAUGGAGAAGCUGAGCUUUCAUGCGUCAUCCACAACAGCCGAGCUGGCAGCCCUCCGCCUGGGACUGGCAAUGACGGAUGGGAAACAACCGGGGAACCUGGUUUUGCUCACGGACUCUAGGGCGGCGCUAAGACUCCUGGAGAAACCCGACAGGGCACCUGCACUCGCACGGGAGGUAAUGGCCAAGGCUCAGAAUCUCCAAAAGGGAGGAUGGACGAUCGCCUUUCAGUGGCUUCCAUCUCACUGCGGGAUUGAGGGCAAUGAAGCAGUUGACGCCCUCGCGGACCGGGCCCACGACGAGCCAAACUGCCCCAUUUCUCAGGUCCCCGCUUUCGCAGACGCUCGCCUAUUGACGCGGCAAAUUAUCUCUGCACGCAAUCCGGAGCUCGAGAAUGGACCCCUACCCGCUAAAGUUCCCGGACGCCUGACGAGAAACGAGACAGCCGUCCUUCACAGGUUACGCACCAAAAGCGCCUUCACUCCCGCCUACCUGGCAAAAUGGAAGGACCACCGAGAUGACGCAUGCGGUAAAUGUAGGGUGACCGCCGACGACGAGCAUCUUCUAUGUGUGUGCCCCCUGUACAAACAAGAGCGGGACGAACUAAGACAAACCUACUCCACCCUCGGAUGCCCUAGUGACACCUUGGAAGCGCUGAUUAGGCCCACAGCAACAGCUGCCAAGGCGGAAAGAAUGCUAACAGCGCUAGCCAAAUUCUUGAGCCGCACGCGGCUAUGCGACAUAAUAUAG